Nakaseomyces glabratus is the source of this 1233-nucleotide messenger RNA. RefSeq lists its product as uncharacterized. NCBI's taxonomy places the organism in Eukaryota, Fungi, Ascomycota, Saccharomycetes, Saccharomycetales, Saccharomycetaceae. Gene Ontology annotation, biological process: endoplasmic reticulum calcium ion homeostasis. The record is from RefSeq and is a predicted model, not a curated record. Gene Ontology annotation, cellular component: endoplasmic reticulum. Gene Ontology annotation, molecular function: calcium ion binding.
AUGUUUGGUGCGUUGUCGGGCAUGUUCGAAUACAUCAACGGGCUGAAUGCUCACUAUGCGGCUCUGAGCUACGAGGAGCAGAAGGCAAUGACUAUAGUUGAGAGAUUGAGCAUUUACAACUGGAGUUUUGAGUUGUGUGCUUUGGGUUUGCUUGCGUUGGUUGUUUUGGCAUACAAGGUCGGUACUUCCAUCAAUGUCGGCAAGGCCAAGAAAGUCAUGACAUCAGUGAAUUCGUUCUUGAACGAUGAACUAUGUUUUGCCAAGGUAGGUAUCGUGGACCCUAGGUUCCCAACCCGUAUGUACAACUCAGAGCGUCAGAACACUUGGUUCACCACAUUCGCCACAGGUCGUUCAGCCAUUGCCUCUAUCAGAGUCAACUUGCAUCUACCACCAUUGAACAACCCCUUCACAUUGUUCAUCGAAGGCAUCCUUGCCUACGCAUUCCCGGUCUUGAAGUCCAAGGAAUUGGAGAGUUUCAUCGAAGUUGUUAUUAGACCUAACGGUAUUCACUUCGGUUCCACCACCCAGGAAUUGACUAACGAUAAAUUGAAGGCCAGAAAGGACAUCCUGGCCAAGUUCAAGUUUAUCACUGCUGUUGUGAACAAACAUGUUAUGAACGAAGUACGUGACGACCAUUACUUCCUAUCUCUAUGUGCUACUACCGAUAAUGACGCUUUACCACAAGAAUAUGUCUUCAUGUCUGAGAUGAACCAGUUGAAUGGCUUCAUUACCAACUACUUGUCCAAGACCAAGACUCCUUUGAAUGAAGCUCUAAAGCAAAGCAACAGAAUCCUGGAGUUCAUCGCAUUCACCGAUCUACCAAGUGACAAGCCAUUUUCCGUUGAAGAAUGGAACGAAGAGACCCACGACCCACGCAUCCUUAUCCGCACCGCUGUUCCAAACUCAACAGCUGAACUUGAAGCUUUGAACAAGCUGAUCAGUGUUGCUGUGGAGGUUUACGACAAUUACACUGCAGAAUUAUCCACUAAGGGCUUCGCCUAUGUCACCAACGAUAUGUUGAAGAAGUCCAACAACAUGAGAACACAAGAACUUGAGAAGCUAGUAAAGGCCGCCAAGAUGAAGGCAUUGGAAGAGGCUAAGGAGAAGAAGCUAGCUGAAGAGAAGGAGAGAAGACGUCAACUAAAGGGUACCACUGAGCAGCAAAAGUUGGACCAAAAGAUGAAGGAAAAGAGAGAGAGACGUCAAAGAAAUAAGCAAAAAGUUAGAAUGUAA